Messenger RNA from Brugia malayi, 1266 nucleotides. RefSeq names its product Surfeit locus protein 6 containing protein. Gene Ontology annotation, cellular component: nucleolus. The record is from RefSeq and is a predicted model, not a curated record. Gene Ontology annotation, biological process: ribosomal large subunit biogenesis; ribosomal small subunit biogenesis. The coding region runs from base 1 to 1266 and encodes 421 amino acids. Gene Ontology annotation, molecular function: RNA binding; DNA binding. The transcript has 8 exons. Lineage: Eukaryota; Metazoa; Nematoda; Chromadorea; Rhabditida; Onchocercidae.
AUGCUUUUGAAAGAGGACAGGGAAAAAUUAUUGGAGAAAUGUAUACAAAUAGAUAAAAUAAUCAAAAGAAAUAUUAAUUUGAUACCAAUCGGAAAUUGGCAUUUCGAUGAUGAGACGACUGAGGAGCUUCGUAAGCAAAAACAUCGAAUUGUUGAUGAACAAUUAACAGGAGAACAGAAACAGAAGCUCAGUAAAGCUUCGAAGCAACGAAUAGCUCGUGAAAUAGGUGUGAACUGUCAGACGAUCAGCGAUGUUCUAGAUUGGAUGGCAAAAAAUCACGGUAAUACAAAACCUGUUAAGCCUGUAACAAUUCCCAAAAUGAAGGAUCGGAAAAAGAAUAAAGAUAUAAAACCAGUGAUAAAUAAUUCAGUCGAUUCUCAACCUUUGGAUACUAACGGUUCAACUAAACCUCUUGCUCGAGAAUUAAAUGGGAGUCUAGUAAAUGAAACAACAAGUGCUAAUAAUGAGCGAAAAAGGAUACAUGAUAGCAAUAUGAGUAAUACGGAAAAUAACUCCUUUUUGGGAACUAUUUCCACUGUAGCACCACCUGAUGCUUUGGAAGGUCGCAAGUUAGCUCUUAAAAAACUACAGGAAAAAUUGGAACAAUUUAAAGCAAAAAGGCGUGGUAACAUGACAGCUUAUCAGUAUGAAGAAAAACGAAAAUUGAAAAGGCGUAUGAGUAAAUUGAAGAUGAAGGAAAGAAGGACAGUUGCUAAACAGCAGAUAAAAAAUUCGAAGCUACCAUCAGAUGAAACAGUGCCCAACAAACGUCCGAAAUUGGGAACGGAGUCGAAAGUGGGAGAAAUGGAAGAGAAAGAUGAUAAAUUGAUUUUCUCAAAAUUUGAUUUCAUUGUAAGGGAUGAAAAGCAGAGAAAAACAAAAAAGGAUAAACGAGACAAGUUCACCGGUAAAGAUUAUAAACGAUUGCUUGUUAAAGCUGAGAAAAGAGAAGAAAAACUGGAAAAAGUACGAUCAAAGAAUCCUGAAAAGGCUUUGAGAAUUGAAAAAAAUAUUCAAUGGAAGAAAGCAUUAAAUCGUGCUGAGGGACAGAAAGUUAAGGAUAAUCCAGAGCUUUUGAAAAAAAGCUUAAAAAAAAAGGAGAAAAUAAAGGAAUCAAGAAGAAAGAAAUGGGGAAAUCGUGUCAAACAUACCUUGCAAAUGCAAGCUCGAAAGCAAGAAAAACGAUCAGCAAAUAUCCAAGCUCGUAAAGAUAUUGUUAAAAAAAGAAAAAUGCAAAGAGCUCGAAAGAAGGGAAGAAUAUUGUGA